Drosophila eugracilis is the source of this 1677-nucleotide messenger RNA. RefSeq names its product exopolyphosphatase PRUNE1 (gene pn). Gene Ontology annotation, molecular function: exopolyphosphatase activity. The transcript is spliced from 2 exons. The coding region runs from base 65 to 1282 and encodes 405 amino acids. The record is from RefSeq and is a predicted model, not a curated record. Gene Ontology annotation, cellular component: cytoplasm. NCBI's taxonomy places the organism in Eukaryota, Metazoa, Arthropoda, Insecta, Diptera, Drosophilidae.
UUGAUUUGUAUGGACUUGAACUGAUCCGUUUAUAUUUCCUGCUCUUCCGACAAUUCCUUGAGAAAUGUGUUUUCUACGUUUUCUGGCCCAAGCCCGUGGCACCUUAGGACGCCAUCUGGCAGAAGCGUCACCUACUGCCUGGGCAGCGGCUCCUGUUGACUCCGGCCGGAAAUUGCAUCUGGUAAUAGGAAAUGAGUCGUGUGACCUGGAUUCAGCCGUAUCAGCCGUCACUUUGGCCUUUGUCUACGCUCAGCGAUAUCAAGAGCACGACUAUGUCCCUAUCCUGAACAUUCCUCGUCAGGAUUAUCCCCUUAAAACCGAGGUGGGACACUUGUUUGUCAAGUGUGGAAUAGCGGAACCCGUAUUGCUCUUUCGGGAUGAUAUACCGAGAGAAGUGGCUCAGGGUGUAAAAGUUAUCCUUGUGGAUCACCAUGUCAGUCAACUGGCACCGAACGUUACGGAGAUUUUGGAUCACAGGCCAUUGGAGGAUAGUAGUCCUUCUUUCAAGCAGCUGCCAGCCGAUUGCACGCGAGACAUUGAUGCGGCUGUAGGCUCCUGCGCUACUCUGGUGGCCCAGCGAUAUUUGGCCGAGGAACAACCCAAAUCCGCUGGCGUGGCUCAGCUGUUGCACGCAACUAUCGUGCUGGACACCAUUAAUUUUUCCACGGCAGCCAAACGCUUUGGAACAAAGGAUGUGAACAUGGUGGAACAGCUAGAAAGGGAGUUAAACCUCAAGGAAAAUCAAAGAAGCAACCUUUUCGAUGAGCUAGUUGCUGCAAGGGCGGAUAUCAGUAAACUUACUCUAACCGAAGUGCUGCGUAAGGAUAUGAAGAUUUUACAAACUGAUCGCCAGAUUGUUCCCCUAGCUGGAAUGCCUAUUCUUGUUAGGGAUUUUGUGAAGAGAAAUGGUGCCGAAAAAGCAGUACGCGAGUUCGGUGUGGAUAGUAACCUACUGGUUAUUUUGGGAAUGUAUGUCUCACCUGUCGACGGUCAAGUGCAGCGUGACUUGGCCUUGAUCUCUCUCUCUGGCCAGAGCCAAAUUGUGGAGUGCAUCCGACAUGCACUGAUGGAGUCUAACGAUCCGAAACUCGAUCUGCGACCUCAUGUGGAAGAUACCCGCUUUUUGGGCGGCUGCUUCCUGCGCCAGCAUAAUGUCCAGGCUACCAGAAAGCACAUUCUACCCAUCGUAAAGCGAGCCCUGCUUGUAUGGGAGACGGAUCAUGGAUGCGAUUGUGACGAUGUGUACUUCUUUAAGGAGAAACCGCAAUUGGGACUUUCUUGAAGCGAGAUCAUACCAAAAAGCCAGACUUAGCUAAAAUUUUUGUGACACUGCUGUUACCAACCUAAUGCUAUACCAAAAAGAAAUAGAAAAUGUACUAUUUAAGAUAACAUUGCCAAUGUUCUUGAACGAAGUUCGGGAGCUUGUGAUUUAUGGGGUCACUUUCACAACACAAAGUGAAAUAUUGAAGAAAUUAGUAUUCCAAAAGUGCGUUGGUUAUAUGAAGGUGAAAUUAGUUUCCAAGGAAAUAUUCCAAAUAAUAAGUUUCCCUCUAGUUUCCUAGGUGUUUAUGUGUAUUAAGCGAAUAUGUACAGGUCAUACAUGGGUAAAAAAAGGAUAUGAUUAAUAAAAAAAAAUAAAGAAACUACAGUUGCGGUUCGGCAUCUGCCGCUCCUUCA